AGUCAUGAUCCAUAAUUUCAAACAUUUACAUGUAGUUGUUAGUACAAGAAUGUCUCAAGCAUGCAAGUUUUAUAUAUGCAACUAUUAUAUAUGAAAAUGAGAGUGUUGAAUGUUCUGAAUUUUUGAUCAUAUAAUUCAAGAACUCACUAGGAAAAUUAUUGCAGCAUUCACAUUGUCUAGAAAAAUACCUAAUUUACAAAAAAAAUUGCUGCCCAAAAUCAUUAAAAUUGGACAGCAAUUUCACAAAUAAGGAAAGUUUAACCUAAACAAACCACAAAUUUAAAUCCACCAAAAAAGGGAAAAAUAAUUAAAUUUUAUUUCUUCGUUUAUCGAUAACCCUAUAACCGGCCUAGCGUUUAUAUGCAAUUAUUAGCCGAAUAAUUGCAAUUAACUUUCAAGCAAAACAUUAUUAUUGGAAAAUGUCACACUAAUGAGGUGGUCCUUUUAACAAAUCUUGAUAUAAUAAUUAUUUUUAUAUUAUCCAUUAAUUUCAAAGAAAAACACUGUUGAAAAUAUUACAUGGAAAACAUAGUACAUGUGAUCAAAAUCUGGUUUAGGACUUGUGUUCAAAGCCGCCUACCAAGAUUCAAAAAAAAAUUCAGUUUUAAUUUAAUUACUAUUAUUUUUUUUUAAUUUAAUUUGAGGAGGAGAUAAUUGUUUGUGAUGUGUCCUUCAUAGGAAACUUCACUUACUCUGAAUAUUGAUAUUAUUUUUUCAAAGAAUCCCACUACUAUAAAUACAGAUGUCCUAAACCAUAACAUAGUACUCAAAAAAAACAUCUUUCAUUACAAUUCAAUAGCAACUACUUACCACAUAGUUUCAUAACUAAUUUCUUUUGUUCUUUCAUUCUUUUAUUCAUUAUUAUUUAAUUCAUUUAUAUAGUUCUUUUCGAUUUCGUGGUAUUCGAAUUCUUUCUUUCUCGAACAAGAAAAUGGAAUAUACUUUGUCGAAAAUUGCGACGAACGACGGACAUGGCGAAAACUCUGCUUUCUUCGACGGGUGGAAAGCGUACGACAGUGAUCCUUAUCACCCCACCAAGAAUCCCAAUGGUGUUAUUCAGAUGGGAUUAGCAGAAAACCAGCUUUCAUUCGAUUUAGUGCAAGAAUGGGUGAAGAAAAACCCGAAGGCCUCAAUUUGCACGAAUGAAGGAGUGGACGAUUUCAAGGAAAUCGCGAUUUUUCAAGAUUAUCAUGGCUUGCCGGAAUUCAGAAAUGCAGUUGCAAGAUUCAUGGAGAGAGUGAGGGGAAACAGAGUCCGGUUCGACCCGAACCGGAUUGUGAUGAGUGGCGGUGCAACCGGAGCUCAAGAAACAUUGGCCUUCUGCUUGGCUGAUUCCGGUGAUGCACUUUUGGUGCCAACUCCAUAUUAUCCAGGGAACGACCGAGAUCUGACGUGGCGAACCGGAAUACAACUUCUCCCGGUCGUAUGUGAGAGCUCCACCGGUUUCAAGAUCACCCGCGAAGCCCUAGAGACCGCGUACAAAAAAGCUCAAGACUCGAACAUCAAAGUGAAGGGCCUACUCCUCAACAAUCCAUCGAAUCCACUAGGCACAACGAUCGACAAACAAACCCUAACCGAAUCACUAACCUUCACCAACGAGAAACAAAUCCACUUGAUAUGCGACGAAAUCUACUCCGCCACAGUCUUCGACCAACCAGGUUUCACCAGCAUUGCCGAAAUAUUCGAGGAAAACCCUAAAAGUUACAACCCUAACCUAAUCCACAUAGUCUACAGUCUCUCCAAGGACCUAGGGUUUCCCGGUUUCCGUGUCGGCAUCAUAUACUCGUACAACGACACCGUCACUAAUUGCGCGCGUAAAAUGUCGAGCUUCGGACUAGUCUCCACCCAGACACAACACCUAAUAGCCUCCAUGCUCUCGGACGACGAAUUCGUGGACCGUUUCAUCCCCGAGAGCGCUAAACGUCUCGCCAAACGGCACGAGAUUCUCACGAGGGGGCUAGCUCAGGUUGGCAUCGGGAGUUUGAAGAGCAAUGCAGGUUUGUUCUGCUGGAUGGAUUUGAGGAGGCUUCUAAAGGAGGCGACUUUCGAGGCGGAAGCGGAGUUGUGGAGGAUGAUUAUAGAAGAUGUCAAGAUUAAUGUUUCCCCGGGGGCCCCGUUCCACUGCUCGGAGCCCGGGUGGUUUAGGGUUUGCUUUGCGAAUAUGGACGACGAGGCGGUUAGGGUUGCGAUUAAUAGGAUUCACGAGUUUGUGAUGAUUGUUCAGACGAAGAAGCAACGCUAUAUAAGGAGGGGUAAACUCGAGGUUAGCUUAUCGUUCCGUAGAUUGGAUGAGAUCAUGAUGGGGUCCAUGAAGAUGUCUUCGCCUCAUUCGCCGAUGUCUUCGCCGCUUGUUCGAGCUAUGACUUGAUGAAAUUUAUGGGGGUUGUUUAAUUUGUUUGUGAAUAAGAGGAAGAUGAUGAUCAAGGUUGGUACAUGCAUUUUUCCUCAAGAAGUAAAAGAUUGAUUUUCUAGUGAUUUGAUUUUAUUAUAUAAGGAAGCUUUUUUUUUUUUUAAUUUUUAAUUUUUUUUACCUGUUUUGAUAUCAGGGUUUUUUGUCCACUUGACACAUGCAAAAAUGUGAUCAAAUGGAAUUUGUUGGGAUAUGUAUUUAUAUAGUUAAUGGAUUAAUAUCUGAUUUU
Molecule: messenger RNA, 2639 nt
Organism: Erythranthe guttata (spotted monkey flower)
Lineage: Eukaryota; Viridiplantae; Streptophyta; Magnoliopsida; Lamiales; Phrymaceae
Product: 1-aminocyclopropane-1-carboxylate synthase
Biological process (GO): biosynthetic process; amino acid metabolic process
Molecular function (GO): transaminase activity; pyridoxal phosphate binding
Source: RefSeq, a predicted model, not a curated record